AUGGACGCCUUCGCCAACCCCAGCGCGCAGCCGCCGCCUCAGUCGGCCGCCCAGUCGUCCGCCGGCACCCGCCAACGAAUCAUCACCUCGUGUCUCACGUGUCGCCGUCGCAAGGUUAAAUGCGAUCACAGAUACCCCGUCUGCUCUGCAUGCUCGCGCGGCAACCAUGUCUGCUACUAUGCCAACGUCCCCAACCAGCAGCAGCACGACGGCCGAUCGCCGCCGUCAGCCCAAUCCUCGGCCAAUCGCGUGCACAAGCACCAGUCCAGUCAAAGCAAAGGCCAGUCCAGCCAUGCCGAAAUCAAUGCCCGUCUGGAGCGCCUCGAGUCGCUGCUCGAGAUGGCUGUGAGCAACCAGCCGCCCAGCAAGCUCUCUGUGAACACGCAAAAGCAGCCGCAGCAGCCGCGCCAACCCGCGCGCCGUGACACUUCGCAGAGCGACGUCUAUGAAAACAAAGAAAGAGUGAACAGUUCCGCUUCUCCAAAUAGCAGCACUUCCGGCGAUAUCCAGGCCGCCGAUGCCUAUGACGGCACCCUCCUGGUCGAGAACGGCCAAUCCCACUUUGUCUCUUCCCUGCACUGGGCCCUGCUGACCGAAGAGCUUCAAGACAUCAAGGCUAUCUUGAGCACCGAAGGCAAGCCCGGCAACGUCAACGAUCCGACGGGCUGGGGCGGCAUCCGGACCUCUCAGUCCCUGCUAUUCAGCAGUGGCCAGGCCGCUGGCGACACCUCGGUUUUUAUGCCCGAGACACAAGAGGAGUGUUACGAGCUCUUCGCCAUUUUUAUUCAGAAUGUGGAUCCCGUCAGCCGUUUGGUGCACAAGCCGUCCCUGGGUAGGCGCUUUGCCGCCUUCUGCCGAAGAUGGCAGAACCUCACGCCUUCGUCCGCUUCGGGCCGUAGUAGCGAGAAUUUCGACGAUCAUUGGAACGAAGAGCAGCUGCAGAACUUUGAGCCUCUGGCCUACGCUAUAUUUUAUUCGGCUUUGAACAGCUUGAAGGCUGAAGUAGUCCAAGCCCGUUUCAAGAAAGACAAGCUAUCCCUUUUGCGGAAGUACCAACAAGGUCUUGAGUUCUCCUUGCAGCAAGCCGACUUCCUCACCACUUCAAGCAUUGAAGUUCUCCAAGCUUUCAUAAUCUAUCUGACGGUCCAAGCUCGCGAAGAUGACAUGGGCCAGGUGUGGCCACUUACCGGUGUUGCCAUCAGGAUAGCCAUGCUACAGGGCCUUCACAGAGAACCUAGCUUCUUCACCUCUUCCAUGGAUGAGGUUCAGGUAGAAAUACGCCGUAGAGUGUGGCAUCAGAUCUGUCAUCUGGAUUGGAGGGCAUCAGAAGGCAAGGGCAUGGAGCCGACCAUCUCGGAUGACGACUUCACCACCUUGCUGCCCCGAAAUGUGAGCGACUCCGACCUGAUGGAGGGCCGGGCUCCUCCAACCAACCCGUACCUGGAAGAAGAGGGAGUUACGGACAUGGCCCUGCAGCUCUGCCGCUUGGGCAUGAUCCAGUGCUUCCGAAAGAUCGCCCAGAAUGCAUACCGGCUUGAUCGAAAAUGCAAGGACUCGCGACUGCGAAACAACAGCCUUGAUAUUGUUCCUGAGCUCCAAAGAUUGUUCGAGGAGACCAAGCAAAUGGUGGACGAAGUGCAUUCCAAAAACGAACGGUGCAUUCUCAGAUAUUGCCGCCUCGAAGUGACUGUAGAACGGAUGACGAUUGGGCUAAGUGCCAAUUUGGAAUGGAGAUGCUGGUUGAUCUUCUGGAGUGGCGUUCCGAAAGACUUGAGGAGAGUAGUCAUCAACGACGAUGUGCGCACCAUGAUACUUACACGAUCGGUGUCUCUUAUCGAAUCGCUGAAUCGAGUCUCUCACGACAAGGACGCCGAACAGUUCCAGUGGCACAUUGGUGGACAUGCCGCUUUCCAAGCCAUCAUGCACAUCCUCGCCGAGCUCCGCGAUCCCGAGUUCUGUGGCUCGAAGGAUCCCAUAAUUCGAGCCAGAGCCCUACGCGCUCUGCAUACUGUCCUUGAUCUGAAAGGUCGUUCCGAUUCGAACACCUGGGCGGUCAUCAAGCGUAUGAUUGACAGGCUGGACCCCAACCAUGAACAUGCCAAACCGGAACCGAUGAGCGGCAUCUCCAAGGAGCGCUUCGGUGAAGAUGAGCUGAGCGUCAUGUACUUUGCCAAAAGCCCCAGUCCAGCCGCAUCGCAAAAUGUUUCGCAACCGUCUUCAACCAAAUCACCUCCUCAGUCUCAUGUACCGGCACAAGUGCGCUCUUCGACGCAAGCGCAGGUGCAGCCUCCGGUUACAACGCCAUCGACGGUCUCGCAACAGGAUUAUGCCUUCUUCGCACCUACUCACGUCACGAUGCCUAGCUCAGACAUGAGGAGCAGCAGCAUCGAUGCCAGAUACCCAUCGGGAAAUCAAGGAAUGGCCGGGUCUCUAGCGGAAAUGGAAAGGGGCAACGUCGGGAUGAGUGAGGCAAAUACAAGUGCAUGGUUACAGGACAUGGCCAUGGAUAUGGACUGGGGGUUUUGGAACUUCGAUCCUCUUCAGUUCGAUGCCGGUUUCGGCCAAUUUGCGGGACCUGAAGGGCCAGGCCAGUGA
This is a messenger RNA of Lasiodiplodia theobromae, 2595 nucleotides long. Its product is annotated as C6 transcription factor. Gene Ontology annotation, molecular function: zinc ion binding; DNA-binding transcription factor activity, RNA polymerase II-specific; DNA binding. Lineage: Eukaryota; Fungi; Ascomycota; Dothideomycetes; Botryosphaeriales; Botryosphaeriaceae. The coding region runs from base 1 to 2595 and encodes 864 amino acids. The record is from RefSeq and is a predicted model, not a curated record. The transcript has 6 exons. Gene Ontology annotation, biological process: DNA-templated transcription; regulation of DNA-templated transcription.